Symsagittifera roscoffensis is the source of this 1893-nucleotide messenger RNA. RefSeq names its product amiloride-sensitive sodium channel subunit alpha-like. Gene Ontology annotation, biological process: sodium ion transmembrane transport. Gene Ontology annotation, molecular function: ligand-gated sodium channel activity. NCBI's taxonomy places the organism in Eukaryota, Metazoa, Xenacoelomorpha, Acoela, Convolutidae. Gene Ontology annotation, cellular component: plasma membrane. The record is from RefSeq and is a predicted model, not a curated record.
GGUACGACAAAAGUGAAGGAAUACUGAAAGAUAACUAGCCUUUAAAACGUCGGUUAGUUAUAACUAAUAACUAAUUCCUCCCAAUUCAACCCAAUAAUACAAUCUACUUGUACCUAAUUCAGUCCAACCAGGUGUGGUGGGUUUAAAACAGACCGGAAAAAUCAGUGUGUGCUUCUAUGUAGACAACCAGUUGUCGUGAAAUAGUGGCAAAAACGAGUAUAAUUUUGCUGAAAAUGGACCGACGCUCCAGACGUGCCAGUUCCAAUGGCGGCUGUAACGGAGCAGCAGUAGCCCCAACCUCCGAGCACAAAUCUUGCCAUUCGAACGGUUGUCCCCAGGGACACGAAACCGACUCCCACGAAACUCCACACGACUCGAUUCGUGUGGGGCCGAAUAACCAGUCGGAUAAUAUGGGAGUAUCACCAUCAACAGCACGAGCGUGUUGUCACGAAUUGUCAGCCCCCUCCCCGAAACACAUUGAGCCACAGUUGACAAAAACCGAAAACUCAACUCUGAAAAACACGCUAUUAUUUAUCAUUGUCUGUAUCAGUUUGGGCAUGUUACUGUACACGUCAGUGAAGGUGAUCUCUGAAUAUUUGGAUGAGCCGAUAGCAGUUGAGACCACCCUGAAGAAGGAGCACGAUCCUCGCAAGAAAUUCCCUGAAAUCAUAGUCUGUUCACACCGCAUGGCUAGUAUGGAGAAGAUCAAAGCCAACUUGGACAUCACGCUCGGCGUCAAAGACAUGGCCGAAGUGUUUCUGGAAAAGGUGAAGAACGGUGAAGAAGUUCCCGAAGACUUUUUCGACCAGCGAGGAGUGAACAUCGAUGACGUGUACAACAACAUCCUCUGGCACAGCACAAAUCUCAGCUACCUGCCGUCUGAGAAACUAGAGGCAAUCAAGAUAUCACGUGACGAGUUUGUGAUCGACUGUCAGAUCAAAAACUAUACCUUCCCGCCAAACUACAUAAACUGCCUAGCAAAUAUGGAAGAUAUUACGACAAAUGAAUACGCUGUCUGUCAGAAAAUCAAACUGACCGUUGAUCAGGCCGACACUGCGACCAAGUUCACAGGGUCAACGUAUGGCCUCAGACUGAACUUGUUUCUGAAUACGAAGGACACUUCGGGGGAGAUAUCUUCGGCCUCGGGAGUCCGAGUCACAAUUUCGGACCCCGAGUACCCUGUCAUUCCACAGAAUAGUGGGGUGGACGUGGCGCCUGGAAUUGCUCUGUCGAUGGGGUUCCGUCGCUUCGAGUACCUCAAGAUUAACCGGAAGAGCAGGGAGUUCGAAUGCAUCUCCCACUUGGACUGGACUCCCUUCCUCUCCCCAAACUCCACCGUCAAGGGACUGGAGUAUGCUUCCACUGAUCACAUGUUGUGCGAUCAGACCUGUUCUUCCAUCUACACCCAACAGAAAUGCAACUGCAGCACUAUGCAUUUUUUCGGAGACACCAUCUGUCAGAAAUCAGAGCCGUGUGUGAUUGCGGAGCCCACUUACUCCUGGCUGAAACGAAGAAUCAAGCACUGCAGAGAGACCAUGUGCAAAACCUCUUGCAGAAAAGUAGACUACAGGGUCACUACAAACCAAGCCAUGUUUCCUUCCGAAGCCUUCAUGCCAGUGUUCAUUGGUCGGAUUCUAUCCGACGAGUCAAAGGUCAGCGACUACAUCAAACGAAACGUCCGCCAGUUGUAACUCAGUAAAAAAAACGAAUUCAAAAACCAGACGCCAUUUUUUGUAAAAACUUUUCAAAGAGUGGCCUAAAAUAUACGUCAUAUUAGGCCUGGUUUUUCAAAAUUUUGCCGGAGAAGUAGAUAAUUUUGGCAAAAUUGGCUUUUUGCAGUAGUUUGGUAGAGCUCGAAAAAUCAGAUUGGUCAGGGCAGUCGACCUGAAAAGU